AUGACAAUCAAUUGCUUGAGCCUUGACCCAAGGAGAGAGGAAGUGCAGGGGCCACCAUACACCGGUGUGGAGCCCGGGCACGAGCUUGACCGACCAAGAAGGAAGGAAGUGCAGGACUACCGGAUAGUAAAAGGCAUCCGCAAGUCUUCGUCCUUGCUGGCCACCCUGCUGCCCUGGGAGUCGAGCGCAAGAAUGCGCCAGGAACAGGUCAGGUUCAGGCACAUCGUCUCGACGCAUCCCAUCCCAUCCCAACCCGACUUCCUGGCCGCAACUCCAAUUUUGCCCGCACUUGUUCUUCGUCUGAAGACGAAGAAGGCGGCCCUGCGUUCACCACCGCCUUGA
This is a messenger RNA of Colletotrichum abscissum, 342 nucleotides long. RefSeq lists its product as uncharacterized. The record is from RefSeq and is a predicted model, not a curated record. Lineage: Eukaryota; Fungi; Ascomycota; Sordariomycetes; Glomerellales; Glomerellaceae. The transcript is spliced from 3 exons. Bases 1 to 342 code for a protein of 113 amino acids.